AUGCGCGUUCGUUACCCUGUGCAGUCCAUGUCACCACUGCCGAGCGGUAAGGCCGUUCCGCUGCCCAAGAUCCAGGCAGCCUUCGACAAGGAGUCGUCAGACGAGGCACAUGCCCGACUAGCCAAGCGAGACGCAGUCAAGAAGACGUUUGUGCGGUGCUGGGAAUCGUACAAGACGCAUGCGUGGAUGAGCGACGAGUUGGCCCCCAUCAGCGGCAGUCCCCGGAAUCCCUUCGGUGGAUGGGCCGCUACCCUGGUCGACAGCCUUGACACACUGUGGAUUAUGGGGCUGCGACAUGAUUUCGAGAUUGCUGUCGCUGCGGCGGCGAACAUCAGUUUCGAGACAGUAACGACAGAUGAGAUCAAUGUCUUCGAGACCAACAUCCGGUACCUGGGGGGAUUUUUAUCCGCCUACGAUCUCAGUGGUGAUAAGCGCCUACUCCGCAAGGCCAAGGAGGCGGGCGAUAUGCUGUACGCUGCCUUCGACACUCCCAACAGAAUGCCAAUAACGCGUUGGAGAUUACGCGAGUUGGCUGGGGCUCAGGCUCAGGGCGGGAAGGAGCAAGUCGCGCACGACAACGUCCUCCUCGCGGAGAUGGGGUCCUUCACCAUGGAAUUUACGAGACUAUCUAUCAUUACCGGUGAUCCCAAGUGGUUCGAUGCUGUAAACAGAAUCACCGCCAUCCUUGAGUCACAACAGGACUCCACCGCACUUCCAGGAAUGUGGCCUCUCGUUGUCAAUGCCAGAGACCAGGUCUUCAACCGAGGCGGCGCAUUUACUCUGGGCGCCAUGGCGGACUCGACAUACGAGUAUCUCCCCAAAACCUACGCUCUCUUGGGAGGCCGCAUGCCCGUCUAUAGGACAAUGUACCAAAAAUCCAUGGCAACGGCAAUGCAGCAUAAUUUCUACCGGCCCAUGAUUCCCGACGGGCUGGACAUCCUGAUCUCGGCCAUGGUCAACGUCCGAACGGCCGACAAUGGAAAGACCAAACCCGAGCUUGAUCCAGAGGGACAGCAUUUGGUUUGUUUUGCCGGGGGCAUGCUUGCCAUUGGAGCAAAACUCUUCAAACUCCCCGAACACCUCGAAAAAGCGCAGAAGCUGGUCGAUGGGUGCAUCUGGACAUACCAGGCCCUCCCCCUUGGGAUUAUGCCAGAGAGUUUCCACAUGAUUCCCUGUCCAUCAAUCAACGACUCGUGCCCCUGGGACGAGACGGUCUGGAAGAAGGAGGUUCUUCGCAGGCAUGGAAUGGACGCAGGGGAUAUUAGCCAGGCCGACACGGUCAUUGGGCAAAAACGACUGCCGAAAGGCUUCGCCAGGAUUGGGGAUACGCGCUAUAUCCUGCGGCCCGAGGCCAUUGAGAGCGUGUUUGUCUUGUACCGAACAACGGGGCAGAAGUAUUUACUCGAGGCCGCCUGGGCCAUGUGGGAGGCGAUCGAGAAGAACACUCGAACGACAUUGGCAAAUGCGGCGCUCACCGACAUCACCGGAACUGAUGGCAGCCUCCCCCCUAAGAGUGAUUCCAUGGAGAGUUUCUGGAUGGGGGAAACCCUGAAGUAUUUUUAUCUGAUCUUCAGCAAGCCUGACCUGAUCAGUCUGGACGAGUAUGUCUUCAAUACAGAAGCUCAUCCGUUCAGGAUACCGGCCCCAUAA
Messenger RNA from Canariomyces notabilis, 1650 nucleotides. RefSeq names its product glycoside hydrolase family 47 protein. Gene Ontology annotation, cellular component: endoplasmic reticulum; membrane. The record is from RefSeq and is a predicted model, not a curated record. Gene Ontology annotation, molecular function: calcium ion binding; mannosyl-oligosaccharide 1,2-alpha-mannosidase activity. Bases 1 to 1650 code for a protein of 549 amino acids. Gene Ontology annotation, biological process: carbohydrate metabolic process; mannose trimming involved in glycoprotein ERAD pathway. Lineage: Eukaryota; Fungi; Ascomycota; Sordariomycetes; Sordariales; Chaetomiaceae. The transcript has a single exon.